Molecule: messenger RNA, 327 nt
Organism: Cetraspora pellucida
Lineage: Eukaryota; Fungi; Glomeromycota; Glomeromycetes; Diversisporales; Gigasporaceae
Source: the annotation of a GenBank genome assembly
AUGGGAAUUGCUUUUGCAGGCUAUUUUUACGUUCCCAAUAUGAACCAAGGAUAUACUGAAUUUAGAUCAUAUUUAAUAAUCAGAAAUAAAUAUAUCUAUGAUAUAUCCAAGGACUUUGUCUCAGGUGCAAAACUCUGUAACAAAGCUUUAUGGAAAACUUUUGGCUCACUUAUGCCAUUUGAUCAACGUGGAAGAAAUUAUCACAAUAUGAAAAUGUAUGAAAAAUCACUUGCGGAUUUAAACAGAUCAUUAGAACUCAAUCCAAAUAAUGUUACAUCAUUAACUUUACGAGGAUUAACUUAUCAAUUAAUGGGUAGAUACGAAUAA